Messenger RNA from Triticum turgidum subsp. durum (durum wheat), 462 nucleotides. NCBI's taxonomy places the organism in Eukaryota, Viridiplantae, Streptophyta, Magnoliopsida, Poales, Poaceae. The record is from the annotation of a GenBank genome assembly.
AUGAUCCAUCCAAAGAAGCUUGCUCAGCUGGCCAAGAAGUGCCAGCGGAUGUUGGUGGCCGGAGCCGGUGCCCGCCGCCGGCAGGCUUCAGACACGGCCGAUGAUGAGUGCGGCAGCACAACGUCAUCUGUGGUCGCUGAUGAGGGCCACUGCGUGGUGUACGCCACCGACGGAGCACGGUUUGAGGUCCCUCUUGCGUACCUCGGCACGACGGUCUUCGCCGAGCUUCUGAGGAUGUCAGAGGAGGAGUUUGGCUUUGCAAGCGGCAGCGAGGGAGACAGGAUCAUGCUACCCUGCGACUCCACGGUGAUGGAGUACGUCUUGUGCCUUGUCAGGAGAGAGGCCUCUGAGGAGGUCGAGAAGGCAUUCUUGAGCUCCAUUUCUGGGCACUGCCCCAACUACAAUGCUAGCUGCAUGGCUCCAUCAGUGGGAAUCAGCCAUCAAUUUGCUCUUUGUACUUAG